AUGGUGCAAGAUCACACCGAUGAUGAUGACGAAAGUGUCCAGUCAGACUCGUAUGACGACAUCGGAAUCACAAGCGGCAAUGGUCUCUCACAGCCUACGAACGCGCGCAUUCAAGCCUCGAAGACUUUCCGUCUGAGAGGACCCAUGAUCACGCUCGUGAUCGGACCAGCGCAUGAGGCCGUGUCGAUCCAAGUCCAUCAAGAUAUCCUUACAAGAACUUCUGAAUUCUUCGCCCGAGCCCUGAAGCCUGAAUGGGCGGCCAUGCGGGAGAGGCCGGAUCAUAUUGAGCUACCCGCUUACACAGUAAAAGAUGUUGAAACCUACGCACACUGGUUGUACUCUGGAAAAGUGCCAGCCAGGUGCUUCGAUCUCUGUCGAACCUUCCAUGAUCAAGAGGAGAACAAUCCAGUUUGGAUCGACCUUGCGACCGCAUACGUGUUUGGUGAGCAGAUACUGGACCGACAUUACCAGCAGACUGUUCUCAACACCAUGGCUGGUAUUCAAAACGAUAGUUAG
Molecule: messenger RNA, 516 nt
Organism: Alternaria incomplexa
Lineage: Eukaryota; Fungi; Ascomycota; Dothideomycetes; Pleosporales; Pleosporaceae
Exons: 2
Coding region: 1-516 (171 amino acids)
Molecular function (GO): protein binding
Source: RefSeq, a predicted model, not a curated record